Cannabis sativa is the source of this 1092-nucleotide messenger RNA. RefSeq lists its product as uncharacterized. Bases 433 to 1092 code for a protein of 219 amino acids. The transcript has 2 exons. Lineage: Eukaryota; Viridiplantae; Streptophyta; Magnoliopsida; Rosales; Cannabaceae. The record is from RefSeq and is a predicted model, not a curated record.
UCUAUUAUAGACCAAAAAUAGAUGAAAUUUACAUUUAUGGCCCUAAAAAAGGAAAUAAACAAAAGUGGAAACUAAAAAGUUGGUAAUUACAAAAAUACCGGCUGAGAAAACGGAAACCACCAUUCUCAACCAUUUUUCUUCGUGACCAGCCGCAACUUCUUCGUGACCCAGCGAUCCAACCCCAACAACCCAAUCUCAACCAUUUUUCUUCCAAAUCCAGCAAAAUCAAAAUCUAAAAAAAUGUAGAACUCCUAGGAAACCAGCUGAAUCCCGAAAAUCCAAAAUCAAAAACGAAAAGGGAAAAAAAAAAAACCAGGAAACCUCCAUUGAUGUACAAAAAAAACUCAAAAACAACAAUCAUUGAACAAAGAAAUCGCGAUCAGAGGAGAAGAACCGAGUAGAAGGAGAGCUGGAAAUCAAAGAAACUCACCCAUGAUUGAAUCAGAAGGAGAAUUGAAGGAAACGGAACCAUUACAAAUAUUGGUGCAGAGCAAUGGGCAUUGGGAUGACAACAGAAACUAUGUUGAUUAUGAAUCAAGUGGAGAAUUAAUUUCGACCAAGUGCACUUUUGAGGAACUAAUGAGAAUAAUGAUGGAAGAACUCCAAUGCAACCAUGAAUCAACACAACUACAACUGAAAUAUCAACUGAAGGAAGGAGGCCAACCACUACAAAUCAAGGAUGACAAAAGUCUGUUGUUCUACAUAAAGCUAUUAACGAAGGAGGUUGAUUUCACAAGGUACCCAUUGUGUGUGAACAAAACCAGUAACACGGCACCACCUAACCAAACAAUGGUGUGGAACAAUAUGAUCAUGGAAUCGUAUGAGAACAACGCAAGACAGAAGACUUGCGGCAACACUGAAACAACACGGCAACAACUUCCAAGCAACAACUAUCUCAAGCAGACGAUGGGAUGCGGUGAAGUUGAUGCAUUUUUCCUAGAAACAGUAACAGUGUCAUCAGAAUCAACCAUACAACAACCAGACAACAACAGAGAAAAAACUACAGCAGUAGAUGAAGAUUUUGACUUCACCGACUAUGCAAAGCUUGUGGCUGCAGAAAUGGUACAGCAACUAGAAAACAACCAGGAAUAA